AUGCAUGGUUCUCAGAAUGGAGGACCAAAUACACCUCCAAUGAUGGUGAACCAAACGAUGCCCAUCAUGCCAGUGGCAGCAGCAGGUGCUCCAGGUGUACCUGGUCCCACCACAAACUUAAAUAUUGGUAUGGACUACUGGGGUGCUGCAACUUCUUCCACUCUUCCUGCACUGCGUGGGAAGGCGCCUCCUACUCCAGUUGCAGGAGGAAUGGUCACUGCUGGAUCACGGGACAGUGUUCAGUCACAGCUUUGGCUACAGGUGAUAUCAAAUGCCACAAAAGAAGUUAAAAAAAAGCAACAAAUGAAAGAGGCAGAGAAUACAAGACAACGUGAGGAGAUGCAGCAGCAGCUUUUUGGAGUUCAGAGCAUGUUGGCACAAUUUUUGGAAAAUCGCAAUCCACCAAAUUCUCGACAAUAG
This is a messenger RNA of Camellia sinensis, 420 nucleotides long. The record is from RefSeq and is a predicted model, not a curated record. Lineage: Eukaryota; Viridiplantae; Streptophyta; Magnoliopsida; Ericales; Theaceae.